GAAAAACAUAAAAAUAAGUCGUGUGGCAAAAUUUCCUUUUUAUAGUUUUCCUUUCUGUUUUACGCUUUUUGGAAACGCUUUUUUUUUAUCUGAUGAUUCUCACUAUUGAUUAUUGUCUGUAUGGGAAACGCAAUCACACUUCAUCAUCUAAAGGCCGAGCCCAAGUCAGCGACAGACAAGAUAAAGGACUCUGUUAAGUCUAAACCGCACCUACCACGGGCCAAAUCAAUAAGGGCUAAGCAGAUCCUUCGGAUUCCCACCAAAUAUAUCAAGACCACAUCGUCUUCAGAACGGACGGCUACUGAACCAGUGGCCUUGGACCCAUCUGGAGGUCACAACAUUGAGCCAGAACAGAAUGUCAUUAUUGACGGAAGACGAUAUCAGGCUCUCAAUACCAGAUAUGCGUUACCCAAUGAUCUUGAAGAGCAAGAUCGUCUGAUUCAGGCGCAUUUUAUGCUCAAGCGUUGCUUUUCCGGCAACUUUUCAGCACCUGUGCAUGAUCUAUUGUCUCAGACUUUGACAGUUUCAUGGGAUGCUUCCAAUGGCAACGACGAAGAACGCCGAUGUUCCGCUGAUACUCAGUUAUCAUCGGCUACGAAACGAACUACAUCCACGCAUACUAAUUGGGUCCGUCGUACUGAACCGGCUUACGUGCUGGACGUGGCCUGUGGUACGGGCGUUUGGGUGUUAGAAAUGGCCACCGAUUAUCCUAUUACUCAAUUUUAUGGCAUUGAUUUAUCCGUCCAAUAUCCACUCGAUAUCAAACCUGCCAAUGCCCAUUUCAUUCAAGCCGAUGUCACUCAAGGCUUGCCUUUCGAGGACAGUCACUUUGAUUACAUUCACAUGCGAAUGACCUACAAGUGUUUUUCCCGGGAUGAAUGGACGAUUAUCGUCAAAGAAAUUCGGCGUGUUUUGAAACCAGGAGGCUAUGUAGAAUUCCGUGAAGUGGACCCCAUCAUGAAAAGCGUCGGCCCUACAGGAAAAAAAUUAUUAGCACCAUUUGCCGAAGCGUUUCUAAAAGGCUAUGGUGUGGAUGUGAACUGGGCUCAGUACAUGUGUGACUAUCUGUGCGAUGUUGGCGGCAUGACGGAUAUCCACCAUGAUAUCAUUUCGGUUGGGUUUCCGACAGAGGGACCGGAGGGGGCUUUGAUUGAAAAGGUGAUUCGUCUGACGUUCCAGAGUUAUGGCAAGAUUUUCGCCGAAGCUUGCCAUUUUCCCAAAGACCAAUUCUAUCGAGACAUCGAUCAACUCAUGAAAGAGGUGUAUGAAUACAAGUCUUACUACAAUUAUUACUUGGCGUGGGCUCGAAAACCACUGAUUGAAGAUAAUCAUUCGUCCCUUCAUCGCCUCAUUUCCACCGAGAACCCUAAAAGGCCCAUACCAAGACGCUGGCCCUUGUCGUCCGAUUUAUCAAUCACCUCCAUCAUCGAUGGGGUUACCAUUCCUACUCAGAGCGAGCCAAAUUUAGUUGAAGAUCCAGCAUAUGCAGAACAGGACAUUUUGCAUUUCGCUCAUGGCUUUGAAGAAUGAUACCAUUUUGUAAAAACAAAUAAAGAUUGCAAUCUCCUUGAAGAUCUUUCCAGGAUUUUUUUUAUAGUGAC
Molecule: messenger RNA, 1601 nt
Organism: Radiomyces spectabilis
Lineage: Eukaryota; Fungi; Mucoromycota; Mucoromycetes; Mucorales; Radiomycetaceae
Exons: 4
Coding region: 121-1530 (469 amino acids)
Molecular function (GO): methyltransferase activity
Source: RefSeq, a predicted model, not a curated record